CACAACCGUCUCAGUUCCCGCGGUACAUUACUUGUCGUCAGAGGUUCCAACAGUACUGCGCCUAGCUGCGCGUUUCCUGAGCUACACCGGUUGUUGUAGUUAGUAUGUCGUCAGCCUGGACGUCCUUUUCUCCGACGCCACAGGAGUUGGCCUAUGCACAGCUCCUAUUCAACAAAGUUGAUCCAUCCAAGUUGGGAAUCAUCACGGGUGACGCUGCUAUUUCUUUGUUUGCGGGAUCCAACCUCCCUCCAGAAAAAUUGGGGGAAGUAUGGGCCAUUGCCGACCAUGACAAUAAUGGUUUCUUGUCUAAGAAAGGUGCUGCCGUUGCCGUGCGGUUGAUCGGUUGGGCUCAGUACGGGGAAGAUGUUAGCGAAUCUUUAUUGCUCAAAUCGGGGCCUCUCCCUACCAUUGCUGGCAUUCAGUAUCCAGAGCCCAGUCGAAGUGCGAGUCCACGCGCAAGACCACAGUCCCCAGUCAGAACCUCCGCUCUGGGACCAAUAACGCCCGAGGACCGUUCCAAGUACCUGCGGCUAUUCGCCAACUGCAAUCCGACUAACGGUCUUCUUAGCGGCGACAAGGCUCGCGAUGUGUUCCUAAAAUCACGAUUACCAGUUGAAAAGCUGGGCCAGAUAUGGGGACUGGCCGACUCCCAGAAGCGCGGUGCCUUGGAUGCUGCUGACUUUGCUGUCGGCAUGCAUCUCAUUCAAGCGGCAAUGGCGAACCCGGCCUUCGUGAUCCCGGGAUCACUCCCUCCGGCUAUUUUCGAACAAGCGGGGAAAACUCCCGCUCCUGUUGCGGCACAUUCAACUGGUGGCUCCAUAGCGUCGCCUACACUUUUAUCUUUCCCUUCAAGUCCAUCCUCUCAACCGCUGAAACCUCAGUACACAGGGCCAAUGCUGAAGCCCCAGGCGUCCCUUCGCGCCGGGACGGCAUCCAGCCCGGCGUUUACGACCCCGUCUAACUCGGCUGCACCUGUGUGGGACAUCACAGAGGCUGAGAAGUCAAAAUCUGAUGGCUUUUUUUCUUCUUUGGACCCUCAGGGGCGUGGAUACAUUGAAGGGGAUGUUGCUGUCCCGUUCAUGCUCGAAUCGAGGCUCUCCGAACAGGUUUUGGCCCAAAUUUGGGAUCUUGGUGACCUCAACAAUGAUGGGAAACUGACUCGUGAGGGGUUUGCAGUGGCAAUGCACUUGAUCAGCAAUCAGCUUGCGGGGAAGCCAGUUCCAGAUGUUCUUCCCCCAACGCUCGUGCCACCCAGCCUUCGUGGAAAAGACUCUACUGGAACACCAGCCCCUGCUCCUCCAACCCUUCAAGGCCGAUCUAAUACCCGAGAUUUGCUAAGCGACGACGAAGACGCAGGGACGAAAGAUGCUUUGCCUCCCUCUUCCUCAGUUAUUGGUAACACGAAGAAUCAGCUCGAUUCAACGACCGCAUCUUUGAACAAAGCCAAAGCGGAGCGCGAACAACUGGAACGCACUGUCACGGAAUCUGCUGCUCAAUUGGCGCAACUUGAAUCUCAGUUGGCGUCGGCGAAAGCUGCGCACGAGAUCGAAACCAAAGUCGUCGAUGACCUCCGAGCAAGGAAAGCUGAACAGACAGAGAAUAUCCGCAAGACUCGUGAGGAGCUUAUUACCGCCGAGAGCGAUGUUAGCGCCCUCAAAGCGGAGAGGGCAGAGAUUGAAGGCUCCAUACUUAGGGACAAGGAAGAGAUUCGUGCUCUUCAAAAGAUGCUGAAGGAGAGCGAGCAUGAACGGCUGCUUACUGAGCUGGCUGCAGAGAAGGAGGAUCUAAUGAAGAUAAAUGAUGAAAUCGCCGAAACGGACGAUGCUAUCCAGGCGUUGUCGAUCGCGCCUGAGCUGUCUCAGCCUGACGUUGCUGCUCGAGCAACUUCACCAAUCGUAUGGCAAGCCCAGCCUCUGCAAAAGAGCAACAACCCCUUCGGUCGUUUUGCUUCAAGCGUCUCGACCCCUCCUGCACCUGUGUUCCACCCGUUCGGAGUUCAGGAUGAAGUCAUUGGGGAGCUUGUUCUGGGGAGGAAGGCGACCGACCCGUUCGGAGCUGCAUAUGGAUUAAGCGAUACAACAGAUGCCUCACAUGAAGAUCCAACUCCCUUGAAGGAUACUGAAGACUCAAAGCCAGACAUUUGUACCAACGGGACAGCCUCACCAGCAGAACACUCUGCCACUUCUCAUCAUGGUCAUGGUGAUUUGCCACCCCUCAAAGAAGUUGAACCGACAGAGGAAGAUUCCUCAGAUGAUGACGAUGAUAUCCCGCUAGGGAUGCUAAACGCAAUGAAUCGCCCGAGCCAGGAUGCCUCCCUUUCCCAAUCAAUUGAGCCUUCGACCAAUGAAGUGAAUGCCGGUGCUACCACGGAAAUCGUAUCUCCGCCAUCACCAGUACUUGGAAGUCGGCUUUUGACGAUGCAUUUGGUAUUACGACCCCAGCUACGACAGGCAUGCUUCCGCCUCCUCCAUCCUCAAAAUCUGGCACAAUCGGUUCGAAGCGCGGCUCUCCAAAAGACUCAAAGGGUACAUGUUCGGUGGCAAGCCGUUAUUCGGGGAAUCGCCGUCCACAAAGGAGUCCAAGCCCCUCUUAUGGAACCAUCCAAAUCGACCUCGUCAAAUAUCCCCAACAAUUUGGAUGCGUUCGGGGGCAGUACAAAUGGUCAUGUUGUCAAGUCUGAUGUGACUGGAACGUCUUUCCAUACCCCUCUGUCGUCUCCGCAUACGGAUGUAACUGGGAGUACAUGGCCAAGUGUACCACCGCACAAUAACGAGGGCCCAACUCCAUUUGAUGCUGCGUUCAACGUCUCCCCAAGUCCCUCCGACAAUCACGCUCAAGGCACCCGGCGCGGAGGCAUCAUCCCAGGACAAAAAUCCAUCGCAGUUAUCCACUUCGCCCAUAUCACCGCCCUCGGGGAAACAGGAUACGCCCAAACAGCCGACAGAGGGCGCAAGAAAUCGGAUGCCACUGAAGCCCCGUCAAGGUCAUCGAAAUUGCUUCGGUUUGGAUUCGGCAAGAAUAAAGACAAGAAAUCGAAGAAAGUUGUACCAGUGGAGGGGCCCCCACCUGCGCCAAGCCUUCCUCCUCGUCCGCGCCGUACGGGUUCACUUUCUGUCCCAGAUGUCAUUGGUUCUGUGGGCCCAGAUGGAGAUAUUCAACCUGUUCAGACACUUAUGGAUAUGGGUUUCUCGCGGGAGCGCGCCGUUGACGCCCUCGAACGCCACAACUACGAUGUUAAUACUGCUCUCAACAGUCUCGUUAAAUGA
Molecule: messenger RNA, 3266 nt
Organism: Cantharellus anzutake
Lineage: Eukaryota; Fungi; Basidiomycota; Agaricomycetes; Cantharellales; Hydnaceae
Exons: 13
Coding region: 105-3266 (1053 amino acids)
Biological process (GO): endosomal transport; endocytosis
Cellular component (GO): cytoplasm; plasma membrane
Molecular function (GO): protein binding; calcium ion binding
Source: RefSeq, a predicted model, not a curated record